Messenger RNA from Eurypyga helias (sunbittern), 550 nucleotides. Its product is annotated as ubiquitin-associated protein 1-like. The transcript has 4 exons. The annotation marks the transcript as partial. The record is from RefSeq and is a predicted model, not a curated record. NCBI's taxonomy places the organism in Eukaryota, Metazoa, Chordata, Aves, Eurypygiformes, Eurypygidae. Gene Ontology annotation, molecular function: ubiquitin binding. Gene Ontology annotation, biological process: ubiquitin-dependent protein catabolic process via the multivesicular body sorting pathway. Gene Ontology annotation, cellular component: ESCRT I complex.
CCGCAGCAUCAAGUACGAGCCAGCCCCGGACGUGCCAGCGCCUCCGACCGCGCCGAUGCCGCCGAUCAAACGGCACAAGCCCACGGUGCCGUCCCUCAGCCCCUAUGCCUGCCUUCCCCCUGCCUCCACGCCUGACUCCACACCUGCUCGACCUCUCAGUUCCCACAGAUCCCAGCCGGAUUCGGCAGCCGACCUGCUCUCGGCGCUGAGCCAAGAGGAGCGAGACCUCAUCGAGCCCGUUAUAGCCCUGGGCUACCCCACCCGCAAAGCCAUCCUCACCCUCCAGAAGACCGGGAAGCAAAGCUUAAGUCAGUUCCUGAGCUACCUGGCUGCCUGUGACCGGCUGCUGAAGCAGGGCUACGAGGAAGGGCAGGUGGAGGAGGCCAUGGAAAUGUUCCAGUACUCGGAGAAAAAGGCAGCUGAAUUCCUGCACCUGCUAGCUCAGUUUAACGAUAUGGGCUUCCAGCAAAAUGAAAUCAAGGAAGUCCUCUUGCUUUGCGGGAAUCAGAGGGAGAAGGCGCUGGAAGAGCUCGUGAUGAAAACCCACUGA